Molecule: messenger RNA, 501 nt
Organism: Stylonychia lemnae
Lineage: Eukaryota; Ciliophora; Spirotrichea; Sporadotrichida; Oxytrichidae
Source: the annotation of a GenBank genome assembly
AUGGAUGCAAGUUGGAUAAUUAAUUUAAUAUAAUCUAAAAAAAAGAAGUCACUUGGGGAGGAGUACCUCCCCCACUGGCCCGCAGCCCUCGCCUCUACAUGUCCCUUACUUGUGGAGCAGGAGAGAGGGUCCCCCCUCGCCCUGUCAUAAGUCAUAACCUCUCUCUAGAGUUUUAAAGCUAGAUUUUUAGCUUUAAGUUUAACUGCUGCAACAAAUUUUAUUAACUUUAAAUUUCCAGAAUAUUCCCCCCCCCCCCUUCUAUUCUCCGAAUCAAAGCAAAUUUCUGGCAAAAAAGAGAAUAAGUUCCUAUUUGAUAUCGGCGCCUUCUUGAAGACUCAGAUUAGAAUUUUAUUAACAUUUCGAAACAAUAAUUUCGGAGCUCCGUAGACUAUAUGCAAAGAUACACCAGGCGAGGGGGGACCCUCUCUCCUGCUCCACAAGUAGGGGACAUGUAGAGGCGAGGGCCGCGGGCCAGUGGGGGAGGUACUCCUCCCCAAGUGA